This is a messenger RNA of Aspergillus mulundensis, 909 nucleotides long. RefSeq lists its product as uncharacterized. The record is from RefSeq and is a predicted model, not a curated record. Lineage: Eukaryota; Fungi; Ascomycota; Eurotiomycetes; Eurotiales; Aspergillaceae. The transcript is spliced from 3 exons. Bases 1 to 909 code for a protein of 302 amino acids.
AUGUCAGGUCGCGAGGGUAAAGCAGUCGAAUUCGGCAAAGAAUUCCACGACGAGGGAAAAGAGUCCCAGCCUCAUCCCCACGUCGAGACCUCCACGGGCGGCAAAGUCGAGGUCCCUACAGGUGACCCUCAAGCAAAGUCCGAUGUGGAAAAGCUCGCAGAGGGCUUCCUAGACCCCGAAGACGACGUCGGCACAGCCGAGAGAUCCCUAUCGUACGAAGUCAGGCCGUUCCCAACAAACGCCAGUCUCAAGGCCCUCGAGCUGAACAUCAAAGACGGCGAGCUCGGAGUGGAUAUCACCGCCAACGGCUUCUGGCCUUCUGUCGACGGGAUGCAUGCGACUGGGCGCAAGGGCACGGGGCCGUUCUCUCUCAUGCACAAGGUCAAGGUGAUCACGCCCGCCGAAGCCGCGUUCUACACCAGCGGGAACUCGGCCAAGAUUAAGCGGGAGGAGAUUGUCAUCAUUGAUCUCCGGCGGAAGGAGGACAGCGCAACGGACGAAACGACCGGACGGGUCCGCGGCGCAAAGAACUGGCCGCUCGUUGACUCGAGCGCCGAGCGGGACAACUGGUACACGAACUUCGACAUGCAGGAAAGCGCGAAGACGACCGUAUCGAGACAGAAGGAAGUGGAUGUGCAGAACAACUGGCAGGCGCUCUACAAUGACCACAACUCGGUUGUGUAUCAGGUUGCUGCGGACCCCAAUGUCAAACACGUUGUGUUCCAUUGCUAUCAGAGCAGGAACAGGACUCCGGCUAUUGCGCGGGGGUAUUGGCAGUUCAUGAGGAAGCAGGGCGGGAGGGAUGAGGCGACGGCGCAGAAGGUGUAUGUGAUGGCCGGUGGGUAUCAGGCGUACACGGGGUGGGUGACCAAUGCGAAGUAUUUUGUUGGGCGAGAGAAUUGGGAAUGA